Molecule: messenger RNA, 1110 nt
Organism: Oncorhynchus nerka (sockeye salmon)
Lineage: Eukaryota; Metazoa; Chordata; Actinopteri; Salmoniformes; Salmonidae
Product: tetraspanin-7-like
Exons: 1
Coding region: 28-1110 (360 amino acids)
Cellular component (GO): plasma membrane
Source: RefSeq, a predicted model, not a curated record
GACGUAGAUAAAGCCUGAACCGGCAUCAUGAGCUGUGCACUGCCCUACGACUCCUUGCCCGCUCGGCUGAGCCCCAGGCGAGAGGUGGACUGGGAACGUGAGCAGCUAGCGGCGCAGACGCUCUCCUCUCCCAGAGGGCUAAGCCUCCUCAACCCUUCUACUGGGCUUCGGCGGCACUCGGCACUCCCUGGGUACAUGCUCUCGCCCUUCCAGGAGCAGCAACACCAGGAGCACCAGGAACAGCUGCAGCGCCUCUCAUUGUCCCUGUGCUCCGAGGCCUCCAUGGCGCCCCCUGCUCCUCACAUGGGUGGACCCCUGCCCUGCUGCCGGCCAGUGGGCGUCAUGCCCCUGCUGCGCCUGGCCCUGCUGGCCUUCAGCUGCCUCUUCUGGGCGGCCGGUCUGGCCAUCUUCACCCUGGGCGUGUGGGCCCAGGUAUCACUGGCCGACUACAUGCUGCUGUCGGCCAACCGCUACCCCAAUGCCCCGCUCAUCCUUCUGGCCACGGGGGCCACCAUCACAGCCUGGGGCUUCCUGGGCUGUCUGGGAGUAGCCGCCAACCUACCCUUUGUGCUGCGGGCAUACGGCUUCAUCCAGUUGGCGGCACUGAUGGCAGGGCUAGCCGCCGGCCUCUCGGGCCUGUUUUACCGCGAGGACAUCGCCGGAGGGUUCCGUAGCGGACUGCAGCAGGCAGUGGCGGGCUAUGGUGAAGAUGAGGGCCGCUCCAACGCUCUGGAUAGCCUGCAGAGGGCACUAGAGUGCUGUGGGGCCGAGGGCUGGCGUGAUUGGCUAACCUCCGACUGGGCCAAUCAGGACGCAGCCUUCUCGCCCAUGGGCAACGGCUCCUCUGUGUCGCUACCCGACAGCUGCUGUAUGCAACGCAUGGGCUGCAGAAACCGACCCUUGCCAGCCGUGGGCAGUGAAGGGGUGGCGGCUGCUGGAAUCCAUCCCCACGGAUGUUUCCGGAAGGUGUUCAGUUUCGUCAAUGAUAACGUCUUCCACAUUGCUGCUACCGUGCUGGGGCUAGCCUUCACCCAGAUAGGUGGCAUUGCCCUGGCCUGUCUACUAGCUAAUCGCCUGCAACCAAGACUACACCGACCAGUCGCACACUAA